Cucurbita pepo subsp. pepo (vegetable marrow) is the source of this 1257-nucleotide messenger RNA. RefSeq names its product ER-based factor for assembly of V-ATPase. Lineage: Eukaryota; Viridiplantae; Streptophyta; Magnoliopsida; Cucurbitales; Cucurbitaceae. Gene Ontology annotation, biological process: vacuolar proton-transporting V-type ATPase complex assembly. The record is from RefSeq and is a predicted model, not a curated record. Gene Ontology annotation, cellular component: endomembrane system.
AACGUUGAACUCCAUUGUAGUUGCUUUAAGCUCUCGUCUCUUCCACAGGUCUCGCCGGCGAAGGAUAUCGCUGUUCUUGAUUCGCAAAACCCUUUUCUACGAUGAUUAACGACCAGGCGCAUCCGUCUGGUCUUGUCAUAGCUCACACCGAAGCUAUUCGCUCAUUUCUGACCUCGGCGUCCAUAGACUCACGAAUUUCUGAGGAACUCCGGCAGCUUGCUUCAAAUCUCGCUUCACAAGACAAUGUUCCGUAUAAGCCGCUGAGAGCUAUCUGGUUUGCUACGGAAUCGUCCACCCGGCCGGAUUUGCUCCGUCUUUUGAAUGGAUCGGAGUUCGUCUUUACAAGCCCUAAACCAAGGGAGAAGAGUGAGGAGUUAAAGGCUAGACUGAAGAAGCUUGCGGAUGUAGCAGAGAGGAAGGCCUAUCAGGAACUAGUGAAGGAUAUUGCACCUAAGAAACCAGUUGAUGAGCCUUUCUCUUCCUACAAGGAUCAGCUGGGGUUCGGUUUACACGUCGUGUUGAUAAUGUUUACGGGCUAUCUUGUUGGAUAUGCUUUAUUCCGAGCAUUGUUUAGGCACGAUCCGAUCAUGAGUGCUGCUGGAGGUAUCCUUGGAUUGGUUUUCGGCAUGCUCGUAGAAACACUUCUUUUCAUUAUUCGAGCAUCCAGUUACGAUAAUCGAUCUUCAUCGUCUUCCCGUUCUAAGCUAAAGAAGAAUCAGUAGAGUUACUUCUCUUGAGGUUUGCUUUCUUUCCACUUAAAUUGAACCUAUUAAGUUAGCUUUUACCCUAUGUUGUGGAUCAAAGCAUAAUAGGCAAGUAAGUAAUAAGGGCCUUGCUAAUGUGCUUGCUGUAAUUUGUUUGUAUGAAGUCGUGUUCUUCUGGUGAAGAACAUCAAAAGAAUUGAGAUCCGAUUGUUUAUCUCAGGAGAUGAAAUGAUUUUCUUUUGGAAAAGAAACCUUAAUGUAAGGAUACAAAGAACAAUCAGUUUGAAAUUCGAAGGUCGGUCUCGGAUCGACAAAGAGUCUCUACUAUAUGAUUUUAACGUACAUAUGUGGUUUUUCGGUUCGAUUCGGUUCGGUUGCUUUGACCCUAAACUCCAACAUGGAAUUCUGAAGUCCUCCGUCCCUCCUUCCUUCCUGAUCCGACUAAUUGUGAUCAUGUGAACAUAUUAUGUCGAGGUUGGAUUGUGCUCCAACUCGGACUUUUGAUGUAUAAUGUUUUAACAAGUUGCUAAUAGGCGUAAGUUAUUGUUAAUUU